Sphenostylis stenocarpa is the source of this 1320-nucleotide messenger RNA. Lineage: Eukaryota; Viridiplantae; Streptophyta; Magnoliopsida; Fabales; Fabaceae. The record is from the annotation of a GenBank genome assembly.
AUGGCUGAACCUUCGAAGGUCAUCCACGUUCGAAAUGUGGGGCAUGAGAUAUCUGAAAAUGAUUUGCUUCAGUUAUUUCAGCCUUUUGGAGUUAUAACAAAGCUUGUGAUGUUGCGUGCCAAAAAUCAGGCUCUUCUUCAAAUGCAAGAUAUUCCUUCUGCAGUUAAUGCUUUACAAUUUUAUGCAAAUGUGCAGCCAAGCAUAAGGGGGAGAAAUGUGUAUGUCCAGUUUUCCUCACAUCAAGAACUAACUACAAUGGAUCAAAAUCAAGCACGAGAGGAUGAGCCAAAUCGAAUUCUCUUAGUUACAGUUCAUCACAUGCUGUAUCCUAUAACAGCGGAUGUGCUACAUCAAGUGUUUACUCCCCAUGGAUUUGUGGAAAAGAUUGUAACAUUUCAGAAGUCAGCUGGCUUUCAGGCUCUCAUCCAGUAUCAAUCCCGACAAAGUGCUGUUACUGCCAGAAGUACACUACAGGGACGCAAUAUUUAUGAUGGUUGUUGUCAGCUGGACAUUCAAUUCUCAAACCUUGAUGAACUACAAGUGAACUAUAAUAAUGAUCGUUCAAGGGACUUCACAAACCCAAAUCUGCCCACCGAGCAGAAAGGUCGAACUUCACAACCUGGAUAUGGUGAUGCAGGAGGCAUGUAUUCUGGAGCCAGGACAGCUGGAUUCUCGCAGAUGGCCAAUGCUUCUGCAAUUGCAACUGCCUUUGGGGGAGGUCUGCCUCCUGGCAUAACUGGAACAAACGAAAGGUGUACAGUUCUUGUUGCAAAUCUCAAUCCUGAUAGAAUAGACGAGGAUAAACUGUUCAACUUGUUCUCCAUUUAUGGAAACAUUGUCAGAAUUAAACUUCUCCGAAAUAAGCCAGAUCAUGCUCUUAUCCAGAUGGGGGAUGGUUUUCAAGCUGAAUUGGCAGUACAUUUUCUGAAGGGGGGCAUGUUGUUUGGAAAGCGGUUGGAAGUAAACUAUUCAAAGCAUGCAAACAUAACCCAAGGUGCUGAUACUCACGAGUACGUCAAUUCAAAUCUCAAUCGAUUCAACCGAAAUGCUGCGAAGAACUACCGGUAUUGCUGCUCGCCCACAAAAAUGAUCCAUUUGUCCACCCUCCCUCAAGACAUAACAGAAGAGGAGAUUGUAAGCCUUUUGGAAGAGCAUGGUACCAUUGUCAACAGCAAGGUCUUUGAGAUGAAUGGAAAAAAACAGGCACUUGUUCAGUUUGAGACUGAGGAGCAAGCUACUGAAGCUCUUGUGUGCAAGCAUGCAAGUCCACUUUCUGGAUCGGUUGUCCGCAUCUCCUUUUCCCAGGUGCAGAAUAUAUGA